Messenger RNA from Aspergillus ochraceoroseus IBT 24754, 2295 nucleotides. RefSeq lists its product as uncharacterized. Gene Ontology annotation, biological process: carbohydrate transport; transmembrane transport. The transcript has 7 exons. The record is from RefSeq and is a predicted model, not a curated record. Bases 488 to 1996 code for a protein of 502 amino acids. Gene Ontology annotation, cellular component: membrane. Gene Ontology annotation, molecular function: carbohydrate:proton symporter activity. NCBI's taxonomy places the organism in Eukaryota, Fungi, Ascomycota, Eurotiomycetes, Eurotiales, Aspergillaceae.
GCUUAGUCUGCGCCUUCGGUUCUCCGCAAAUUCAAGCGGCAUUUCGUCUGGUUUCCCUGAAAUUGACUCGCUGUUUGAUUCGUUCCACAGUGCGGGCUGUUGGUGGCGUGUGGUUUUUUUUUCUUCUUCUCUUCCCUCUCGUGCCGCGACGCUGCUUGUUGGCAUUGGGCCGAUAGGGUGUGUGAUCGUUCUGGUCGUCAUGCCAGGAGAUUCUCUUGUUAUUCUGGGAUUAAUCCGGCGGGCAUUCAUUUAGUAGCUAUCACGAUAAUGGCUUUUCCAGGCGUUUGGCUCAUCACCCUCCCAGCACCCCGUGCCGGUUCUUUAGUUUCAUCCCCAGACUCUUUAAGAACGGCGGAUCCUGCUCCUCAUUCUCCUCAUUUUGCCUCCGCAUUUUCUCCCCAGAUUCUUGGGUCCAUCUAGAAUUGAAAGCGUUGGAAGAAGGAGAGAGAGAAAAAAAAAGGGAAGAAAGUGAUUAAUUGAUAUCGCCAUGCGUCUUUCUCCUGCGUGGUACCAGUUCCUGGUCGGCGUGUUCGCCUCCCUGGGAUCGUUCCUUUAUGGAUACGAUCUAGGUGUUAUUGCAGAGGUUAUUUCCUGCGCAUCAUUUAAAUCCAAGUUCGCAGCAAAUGAUACACAAACCGGGUUGGUGGUAUCAAUGUUCACGGCUGGUGCUUUCUUCGGAGCUGGGGGUGCUGGUGCCGUUGGUGAUGCUAUUGGGCGACGAUGGACUAUCAUUAUCGGUUGUAUUGCCUUCUGCCUGGGCGGUGGUCUUCAGACAGGAGCGCAAAAUGUAGAAUAUCUGUACAGUGGAAGAUUCUUCGCGGGAUUUGGAGUUGGUUUCCUUACUAUGAUCGUUCCCCUGUACCAGGCCGAGAUCUGCCAUCCUGACAUUCGAGGCCGUGUCACUGCCCUGCAGCAAUUUAUGCUUGGUGUCGGAGCCCUUUGCGCAUCCUGGAUCUCUUACGGUACUUACAUCGGCUUCUCAGAGGACAACGAUGCCCAGUGGCAGGUGCCUCUAGGUUUACAGGUUGCUCCCGCUGUUUGUCUUGGUCUACUUAUCAUGCUCUUCCCUGAGUCUCCCCGUUGGCUCAUUGAUCACGGUCAUAACGAGGAGGGACUGAAGACUCUUGCAAAGCUGCACGCUUAUGGAGACGAGAAUGACGCCUGGGUCCGCGCGGAAUACAACCAGAUUCAAGAAAGCAUUGUCCAUGAACAUGAAAACGAGGCUAAAUCUUACGUUGAGCUGUUUACUUCGCGCUCUUCUUUCCGCCGCUUAUUCCUUUGCUGCGCCCUGCAAGCUUCUGUGCAAAUGACGGGUGUAUCUGCUAUUCAAUACUACUCGGUGGACAUUUACGGCCAGAUUGGAAUCAAGGGCGAUGAGACUCUACGCUACCAGGCGAUUAAUUCCAUCAUUGCCUUGGUCGCCCAGUUCCUUUGCAUGAUGCUCAUCGAUCGCUUCGGCCGUCGCUGGAGUUUGAUUGGUGGAAACUUGGGCAAUAUGGUCACCUUCAUCAUCGCCUGCGUCCUCCUAGCCAAGUUCCCUCCUGAAGUCAAUAACUCCGGAGCUCACUGGGGUUUCAUUAUCAUGACCUGGCUUUACAACUUCUCGUUCUCCUGCACCUGUGGACCCCUGAGUUGGAUCAUUCCCGCUGAGGUGUUCGACACACGUACUCGCGCAAAGGGCGUGUCUCUUGCCACAAUGACCUCUUACGCCUUCAAUACCAUGAUCGGCCAGGUUACCCCCAUUGCGAUGUCCAACAUCCAUUACCGCUAUUACUUUGUGUUUAUUAUUUGCAACUUCACCAACGCGGUAUUCUUCUGGCUGCUCCUGCCGGAGACCAAGAAGCUGCCUCUCGAGGAGAUGAACUAUCUGUUCUCUAACUCUCCAUGGAUCAUCCCCGGCACCCGCAAGGAGAACUAUAUGGUGAACGACUUGGAGCGCAGAGUAGAAGAGCAAGAAGAGAAACAGCACGCUUAUGCUACCCAUGAGGAGAAAUAGGCUGGUGGUAUCUUAGUAUCUGCCGUGGUGCACCCGUUAUACAUUUUGUACUCCAACAAGAUGAUCAAUCGUCAAUACAACCACGAAUAUGAAGAUAGACUAGGGAUGGCAUUAGUUAACGGUAUUCAACCCCAGCAGGUGUGGUGGUUGAUACGAUGUUUGGCUGCAGACGAAACCCUUUCUAGCCUUCUAGCUUUAAUUAUUAUAUUAUGCCGCAUGCAUUUCUGUAUGUCUUAUCGUCACGAUGAAUAUCAUGUUACCCUAUACCAAACAGUACUUUUUUCGUGUGCAAUAAUCUC